GCAGUCACAGGUUAAGUCUGCAGCGGUAAAGUUGAAAACUUCGAUACAGUGAAAACAUGUUUGUAUUAUUCAAGGACGAUAUCAUAUUUUUAAAUCGACAUUGAUGCAUUCGUUGGUAAUCGGAAAUCAGUUAAUGCGCUUGAUAUAAACACUUCAAAACGCGAAAAAGUGCUUUAUCUUUUGUAAAGUGCGCAAUUUAUCGAUUUAAGUCUUUGAACAAUUUAUAUAAAUUAAUUUUCGACAAGAGUACUAAGCGAAUGUUAAUUAUUUAAAAAUUAUAAUUUAUUUUUUAUUUGGAAAAUUAGGGCAUCCUUAUACCGGUAAACAAUUCCACGUGAUCAAAGCAUGGUAUUAGUCGGAAGGGGGGAUAUGUCAAGAGAUAUUUUACAGGAAAAUAGUCUCUAUUUCUAAAAUGUUGAAGAAUGAAGUUUCGUAUUGAAUACGGGGAGUUUGUCACGUAGUAGCGUGUUAAGAAUAUUAUACAAAUAUCUACCCUAAGCUAGGAAUAUUAACCCUUUUCGUCUUUACUGACGUGUUUUUUUUUUCGAGUUGUGUUCCAAAAAUGUUACUUUUGUACUGAUUAUAAACAAGUGCUGGUUAUCAAACUUUGUGAAAAAAAAUUAACCCUAAUGUUUAUGUUCCAAAAUUAUUGUGAUUUUGUGACAUGACUCAAAUACAGAGAGACACUGUUAUCCAUUUGGUGGCUGGAGGGGUGGCGGGAACAACCGGUGCCAUCGUGACCUGUCCCUUGGAAGUAGUGAAAACCCGUCAGCAAUCUUCAAAAAAUGGUUUCGUUGUUGUCCGUGACCUUCCCAACGUCCCCGGCGAAACUAGUCAGCCGAAAACGACGUGUAGGACCGUUCCCGAUCAGAGGCGUAGGUUAUGGACAACAUGUCAAUAUAGCCGGCCUCAAGUUGUAGCUCUUUCAGGUUAUUCGUUUACCCCGGCGCAUUCCCUCAGCAUAGUCCAAUGUCUCAAGCAUAUCGUCCAACAUGAGGGGCCCAUGGCUUUAUUUAAAGGUCUUGGGCCCAAUCUUGUUGGCGUCGCUCCGUCCAGGGCCGUCUACUUCUGUACAUAUUCGCAAGCUAAGGCCUUUUUGAACGGGGUAAUGCCUCCGGAUUCGCCGAUCGUCCACGUAUGCUCAGCAUCAUGUGCUGGAUUCAUGGCAAGUACCCUCACCAAUCCCAUUUGGUUUGUAAAGACUCGUCUUCAAUUAGAUUUUAAUAGGAAUAGUAACGUGACUGCUAUGCAAGUCGUAAGAAGGAUAUAUGCUUCUUCGGGCAUCCUAGGAUUUUAUAAAGGCAUAACUGCUUCCUACAUGGGUAUAUCGGAAACGAUUGUCCAUUUUGUGAUAUAUGAAGCCAUAAAAGCCAAACUGAUAGCGCACAGAUCGCACGUCAGCGAUGAAAGGAGUUCAAAAGAUUUUUUGGAGUUUAUGUUGGCCGGCGCAAUUUCGAAAACUGUUGCUUCUUGCAUCGCUUAUCCACACGAAGUCGCAAGAACUAGGUUAAGAGAAGAAGGAAACAAGUAUACUGCUUUUUGGCAGACUUUAGGUCUGGUAUACCGGGAAGAAGGUGUACGAGGAGUAUACAGAGGUUUAACAACCCAGCUAGUAAGACAAAUACCUAACACCGCCAUAAUGAUGGCGACAUACGAGGCUGUCGUUUACAUCCUAACCGCCAGAUUCAAUACAGAAUUCUACGGGAAAGAAGAAGAACAUUAGUAUUUCGAAAGAAUUUUCUUAAGUCUUAAAACAACGAGAGGGUGCUAUCAAAAUGAAAGGGUUUUAACGCGUUAUGUAUUACAAGAAGGCUUUACUUAAGUACCUUUAUAUAUAUAUUUUUGUGAAUCUUUGUAUAGAAAAUCCAGAGUAUCCAGUAGGACUUCUUAAAGUUAGAUAUGUGUAUAAAUGAGAAGAAUUGACAAAUUAAAAACCUGUUUAAGUUUGGGAAUGUAUAUAUAAUAAUUAGAAAAUUUAAAUAUUAUAAUUUUGUUAUUGUGU
This is a messenger RNA of Diabrotica balteata, 2002 nucleotides long. The record is from the annotation of a GenBank genome assembly. Lineage: Eukaryota; Metazoa; Arthropoda; Insecta; Coleoptera; Chrysomelidae.